GUUUUUGUUGUUGUUGACUGACGUGUCGACAACAUAGUAGAGCAUACUACUGUUACAAGGUUAUAUAAAGCUUUGAUAACAUUUUACAUACGUACCAAAGAAUCAGUUAAAAAGACUCUGAUUUCGACAAAGAGAUAGAUUGCUCUUAAGAACUGAUUCUUUAAUGACGAUUUGAUGUAAGUUAUGCAAGAAAACGAUGAUAUAACUAUCCGCUCUCGGAUGAUGAUUUUGCAGCAGAAGCAAAAAUUACGCGCCCACUACGCAUACUCGUGUUUCCUUGAUUUACAUGUACAUCGUGGGUUUCAUCUUUAAGUGAUGAUUGUCUUGAUGUUGUAGGAUGUGCAGCGAAUGGAGAUUAAUAUUCUUUUUUUCAGAGAGUGUGUGGAAGAAGAAAUUAAAAAUUGUCUUAUUCAAAUACAAACGAUUCUUGAAAGACAACCUGACUCGAUAAUUCUUCAAGAUUUACUGGCUUCUGUUCAUUUUUGGCUUUUUAUUCUUCAAUACUCACAAGAUGUCGACAAUCAAAAGUAUGAGACAAAUGACAUUAGCAAUGAUUACAUUGAAGAAAAUGGAGAAAGCGUUGAUGGUGUUUCUACUUGGAGACAGAAUCGAUUUUCUGAAUGGAUCUCUCGUUUGAAUUUGGCUGUGAACACGUGGACCAAUAUGAUGAUUCAGAUUGCGGAAUCAGAGGGAAAUAUCAACGUCCAUUCUGAAAAUGAAACGUGUCGUAUGAUGCAAGUAGCAUUCACAUUUUAUGGCUUUCUUGAUAUGCCAUUAUCAAAGAUCCAAACAGGGCAGCUUAUCUCGUCUUUUGCAACAUGUUGUGGGGGAGUAGAAAACCUACAGUUUGCUUUGGUUGCCAGUUGUAUUACAAUACAGAACUUGUGUGAGCAAGGAAAUAUAUCAACUGCGGAAUUGAUGUUAGAUCAAUGUCACGAUAUAAUGCCAGCACUUGAUGAUUGUAAAACCAACCGACAAGUCUUUUUAAUCGCAAAGAGUCACCUUUAUUUAUGCAAAGGAUUGUACGAAGAAGGAUGGAAAGAUGUUCAUGAAGUUCUUGAAGAAACAAAAGACUCUAAAAGAGCAAUAUCGCAAUUUGUUCGUGUGAAAGUAAAUUUGAUCGCUUUAAGAUAUCUAUCACUUCCAAAAUCUUUGCUCGAAGUGAAUUUUCAAGGUGCUAGUGACUAUUUCCAUUACAUUGAUGACGCGUAUAAGCACGCCGAGGCCUUGGUGGAACAUUGCAUUUUAAGAGUAAAAGAUUCAGAAGGUAUUGGCCUUUCCAUGGAAAGAGGAAAACAUGUUUUAGUUUCCGACUUUUCGCUUUUGGAGGAGUUAUUACGUUGUUUUCUUCAACUGGGUAAAGUAUGUUUGUCGCAAGGUGCUGUGAAGGAAGCCAAACGAUAUUUUGUCGAUGGGAAGGAUGCAGCUGGACGAUUUUUAUCGGCCAACAGGUGUUCAGAGUUCAAUGUUCGAUUGGCCGAGUUAUAUGCUUUCUUACACCGUGAUCAUAAAUGUAAAAAAUAUUUGGAAGAUGCGUUAAAUGUUUUUGAACCGGAAUCAUCGUUGGUUGAUAUCGUCGAAAGAUGGCAAUGGUCCAAAGUGACAAAGUCUGAGCAAAAGCAAAGGAGUCUUGCAUCGAAUGAAUAUCUGCAAAUUUCUCUUGGGCUGCUUCAAAUCGACCUGCUUAACGGUUACUGCUUGUAUUUGUCUUUGACAAAUGACCUUUCUUGUUUUAAAACAAUUAACUCGCUAUCACACGAUUUACGACGUAUAUAUAUUGAGAAAUAUGAAGAGACGCUUGGUUAUCUUGAACAAAUAUUUUCAAAAAUGAUGAAGAAAGGGGAGAAUCACAAAACAUGUGGAAAUCAAACAACUGUUGAAUUAAUUCCUCGUAAAAAUGAUAUUGCUUUCAUUGUGUUCUUUGAAUGUGGUUUAAAAACCCAUGCAUUAGACGGUGAUGAUGCUUUAAAUGAAAGAGAUUUCCCCCGUCUUCUGGCUAACGUUAAAGACGGCUUGAAUAUGUUUGAACGUGCCCGUGAUAUUGUAAAGGAUACGUUCAUGUUAGAUAUGAUGUCGACAUCGUUACUUCAUUACUUACAGGGAGUUGCUCAUGUAUUGAUAAGCAAUGAUGGUUUCGAUUCUUGGCGAAUUGCGGGGAGCUCUCUACCCUUUGCAACUGAAGACGUUGACGUAAAAGACAUGUCUAAUUUGCUUUCUAACUUGGAUAUUUCCAUUCCUGAAGAGUUUGAAACUACUAGAACACGACGAGUGCAGAAAUCAAUAGAAAUUGACAAUGAGGAUAAUGAUUUAUUUGAAAAUGUUGUUAGACCUAAAUUUAGUCCUGCUAUGACGAGGAAGAAAAGACAAUCGGAAAUUGAAAUGAAGGUAGAACAGCCAAGUGUUACACGAUGUAGAAAAAAAAACAUCUCUUCAAAAAAGAGUUCAAAUUGUUUACCACAGACUCCAGACAAAUUUUGUGAUAGUAAAAAACCCAAUUGUGAGAACGAUGUUGAUGGCGAUAAGCAAAACCAACGUAAGACAAGGACAUCCAAGAAAUCAAAUCGCAAAAGUACCAAAAACUCCGCGACUUCAAGACGUAGAGGUGUUAAAGAUCCUGACAUUUGUAUCAAAGAUAAUGCUUCAAAUGUAUCAACCAAAAUUACAUCAAAGAAUUGUACCCCUAAAGAUGGGAUAAAGAACGAAGAUGGACCUUUCAGGAAACGCAUUGAUAUGAAUGACUUACAUGAUGAAGAUAAAGACAUGUCAAACGCGCUGAAUUCAUUUCACACAUCGUUGGAGUAUCUGCCUCCUUACUGUAGUCCAGUUUUGUUGUCUCGUAUCUGCCAAGCUCUGGUUUUAUGCACAGGGUUAAGAAGUCCAAAGAAAGCAGCACUCUAUCAGAAUAUGGCAAUGGCUACAACUUUACGACAUCAAACACUACAUCGAUGUAACCAGAAAAUAAGGUACCUUUACUUAGCUACAGUCACACGCAUACAAAAUAGAUAG
Molecule: messenger RNA, 3006 nt
Organism: Xenia sp. Carnegie-2017
Lineage: Eukaryota; Metazoa; Cnidaria; Anthozoa; Malacalcyonacea; Xeniidae
Exons: 9
Coding region: 349-3006 (885 amino acids)
Source: RefSeq, a predicted model, not a curated record